This is a messenger RNA of Cylindrotheca closterium, 2871 nucleotides long. The record is from the annotation of a GenBank genome assembly. NCBI's taxonomy places the organism in Eukaryota, Bacillariophyta, Bacillariophyceae, Bacillariales, Bacillariaceae.
AUGCCAUCGCCCAAUAGAAAAAAGACUCCACCAAGGACUGCAACGCCAAACAGGGCCAUUCCGUUACGUCCAGUGGCUUUGAUUGGUCUCCUUUUGGGUGCUACUCAGCUUGCGUUUGUGCACAACAAGGCCAUGAAACCUUUUCAGCAUGAGACUUCCGAAGUGGACAUUCUUCAUGAAAUACCCACCAUUCGAGACUUGUCGGAAACUUCAAAACAAAUAAGGAAUGCUCCUGAGCAUCACAGUGCCAAGACGGAUAGCAGUGCUGAUCGAAAAGCAGAUGACGCAAACAAGCCAAGACCUAUUGCUACAACUGCGAAGCCGACACCUCAACCUUCUGAAGUCAAAGUCAAACCCAUUGUCAUCACCAAUCCGACGACAGAAACGACGACGAAUACGCAACAAAUAGCAACAGCGGCAACAGCAGGUGCCACAAAGGAACCUCUGCCGUAUCCUCCUCAACAUUUGACGGACAUACUCCAGGAAACUACUGGCACCAAAUACCAAAAAGCCAAGAAAUCCAGCAAGCACGAUUACCUCAAAAUGAAGAACCGCAACAAAAAUUAUGUUCCCGGAUACUAUCCAAUCACCAACAGUAACAAUGGUGUACCAGUCAAGUAUCCACCUUUUGUACACGUCGAUCCCUAUCCACCCCACUAUCAACCCCUCCUUUCCGAAUUUUUGGUCCAACAAUAUCCAUUGCAUCCCGGUCAUGACAUGGAUGCCGUCGUCUUGGCGUCCAGUCCCGAUUCGACUUUGGCGGCCUCCAUUCACAAUUUGUACCAUUUGCAAGGAUUCCGACGAUUCAUCUUUGUCGUGGACAAUUCCACCAAGACGUGUCCCCAAGUCUUUGAUUUGUUGCCCCAACAUGGAGGGGAACCAAUCAAACGAACCAUUCGAUUUGGAGAUGGUUACGGCAAGGGAGAUGGAGAAGGUGAUGACAGUAGUAGCGAUGAGGAUGAGGAUAGUAGUGAAGAUACUCCAGAAGAAAUAGAAGCCGAAAAACGAAAAAACAAACCAUUUCUGGAAAUGCCCACGACCUAUGAUCCACGAAAGAAACAUGUCUGUCUAUCCCAUACUGAUUUCUAUACUCCUGAACAAGUGCAAAUACUCAUGGAUCCGAAUGGUCGCUAUAGCAACAUCAUGGAAGGACCGCCCACCAAAGUGAAACGGGGCGGAAAGAUGUAUGCCAAUCCACGAAUGGGCUGGUAUCUUCAACAGUUCACCAAAUUGUUGAUUCCAAGAUUGAUUCCAGACUUGUCAUCACAAUAUUUUACCAUUGAUGGUGAUAUCAUCCCCAAUCGACCAUUUGAUUACCGAAAAUUCAACUACCGAUCCGAAGAGCUUACCUUUGUCAUGCCCCAAGUCUACAAUGACCAGUUUCACUGUCGCAAGUUUGUCGACGAGGUAUUUCCAGAAUUGGUGGGUACACGGUAUCAUCCCAAGGCUACCAAUGUCGUUGGCUGGAUGGUCAUUGAUCGGGAAAUAUCCGAUGCCAUGAUUGAAAACUUGGAUCGAAACAUGACCAAUGUCUUUGGAUAUCAAGAUACCUUCCCUUUUAAUGUAUUGCAAUACGCCAAUGAACUCAUCAAGGAGGACAUGUACUUUUCAGAAUACUUUACCUAUGGUCUAUUCGCCUUGGAUUAUGACAAGCGCAACGAGGAUUACAACCACAAGAUUGUCAUUCAGGAAUUUGAAAUGCCAGCCAGGAAUCAGAACAUUAACAAGUCGUGCUUGAUGAAUCGAAAGCAUUACAUUCAAGUCCAAAAACAUAUCACAUUACCUCCAUGGAUAAUUUGGGAAAUGCACAAGUAUACUCGGUUCAAUUCAUGCCCGGAUGAUGACAUUUUCUUACACUUUUCGACCGUGGGCAUUUGGCACGACUUUCACAAGCCGCCAUGGGGUGGCGGCAAUCAAUUCCUGUUGGCCCUGCGACACGGAAUGGACGAAGUUGGAGUUCGAGUUAUUGGAAAGAACGACCCAGACAAUGGACAACAGCGACUACUGAAUGAGUCUCAAAUCAUGUUGGCCAAUUCCAUUACCUUCAAGGGUGACACCACGCCUCUGGACAACCUCAAGGCGGCUAACAAUUUGGGAUUGGUUCAUCGCGUCGAUGGACCCUACUAUGUUGCUCGCUACUUCAAGGCUCUCAAUUUUACAGACGAGCAAGGUCCUGGUCCAUUGGAUAAGGAAGAUAAUGCCACGCGGAAAAUCAAUCGGCGGUACGCCUGUUCGACCAUCUUUCAAUCUCACUGGAGUAUGGAAGCCAACAUUAAGAUUGGAUUAGACUUGAGAAACCCUGUGGUGAUUCCCAACAUGAUUGACGAAACAAUCUUUUAUCCACCCAAGGAACCACGAGCACCAAUAGAAGGACGCAAGAUUCGCAUCGUGGCAACAAGCCAUAGUGAUAACCAGCGUAAGGGUUUCGACAGUAUGCUUUGGAUGGACGAGAAUUUGGAUUUUGAUCGAUAUGAAAUGAUGUUCAUGGGCGGGUACCCGAAAUGGUUCACGCCGAAACGCCUUCAAAUCGUCACGGCUAACGGUUCUGCAGCUGUGGCUGACUUUUUGCGAUCCGGUGACAUUUACUUUGCACCCUCACGGUUUGAACCAGCAUCCAAUGCAGUAUCGGAAGCGCUUGCUUGUGGACUACCGGUGUUGUAUCAACAAGGUAGUAGCCACGGUGACUUGGUCGGUGAGGCUGGACUGGGUUUCAAAAAUGUGGGCCCAGCUCUGUUGAAGUCUCUCGAUAAAAUGGUCGAAAACUACUCAAAGCACUUUGAUGCAAUUUAUGUGCCUAGAAUGGAGGAAAUCACAGACAAGUACCUUUCGAUUAUGCGAUGGUGCUUUUACAUGAAGCGGUUAAUAUUGUAA